Molecule: messenger RNA, 1416 nt
Organism: Impatiens glandulifera
Lineage: Eukaryota; Viridiplantae; Streptophyta; Magnoliopsida; Ericales; Balsaminaceae
Product: ASC1-like protein
Exons: 6
Coding region: 214-1152 (312 amino acids)
Biological process (GO): ceramide biosynthetic process
Cellular component (GO): endoplasmic reticulum; membrane
Molecular function (GO): sphingosine N-acyltransferase activity
Source: RefSeq, a predicted model, not a curated record
CUCUGCCCCCUCAUCAUCAGCACAGUCCACACUUUGGCCGGAUACCGAUAAUAUACAAAAACAUGGAAGAGGAGGAGGAUGAAAGAACGAGGGUUGUGAGAAGAAGAAGAAGAAGAAGAAGAAGAAGAAGAAGAUUAAGAUUAAGAAGAAGAAGAGACAUCAUCAGAAUGGUAUUGUUCCUUUAAAAGAUUCAUCUUUGAGAUCAGAAGUGUAAUGGGUCUUCUUCCCGACAUUUACUACCAAGGGGGGGAGAGCUACCCAGAUUAUAAGGAUUUUGUGUUUGUUCCACUCUUCGCAUUCUUCUUCCCAUCAGUUCGGUUCUUCCUCGACAGAUUUGUAUUGGAGAAAUUGGGUAGGCGGUUGAUAUUUGGGAAAGGGAAAGAGAAUCUGGAAAUUGAGACAGAUGAAAGGGAAAAGAAGAUUGGGAAAUUCAAGGAAUCGGCAUGGAAAUGCCUUUACUUCAUAUCUGCAGAGAUUCUAGCACUCUUUGUAACUUAUAAUGAACCUUGGUUCACCGACACUAAAUAUUUCUGGGUCGGACCUGGAGAUCAGCUUUGGCCAGAUCAGAAACUCAAACUUAAAUUGAAAGGCUUGUAUAUGUAUGCUGCUGGAUUCUAUACAUACUCCAUAUUUGCAUUAGUAUUCUGGGAAACAAGACGCUCUGAUUUUGGAGUGUCUAUGGGUCAUCAUGUGGCAACUGUCAUUCUCAUUGCACUUUCUUAUAUACUCAGAUUUGCUCGAGUGGGUUCAGUUGUUUUGGCUAUUCAUGAUGCCAGUGACAUAUUUCUUGAGAUGGGAAAGAUGUCCAAGUACUGUGGUGCAGAAACGCUUGCCAGCAUUUCCUUUGUGCUCUUUGUUUUGUCUUGGAUUCUCCUUCGCCUUAUUUUCUACCCUUUCUGGAUAAUUUGGAGUACAAGUUAUGAAGUGAUCUUGGCCCUGGAUGAUGAAACACACAAAGUGGAUGGGAGAUUCUACUACCACAGAAUCUACUAUUACGUGUUCAAUACUUUACUAGUAUGGUUGUUUAUUCUUCAUAUUUAUUGGUGGGUACUCAUUUAUAGAAUGAUUCUAAGACAAAUUCAAGCUAAAGGCAAAGUCAGUGAAGAUGUUCGAUCUGAUUCUGAAGAAGAAGAUGAAGAACAUCAGGACUGAUCAUUCAACAAUAGAGAGAUUAUGCACACCAUGUUUAUAAAAUGAGACAGACUGACAUUAUAUAAGAAGAAGAAGAAGAAGCAGCAGCAGGGGUUCAUAUUCUCAUUAAUUGGUCCUGUUCUUAUUUUAUUUGGAAAUUUUCAGAAAAUUUUGAACAUCAUCUAAGCUAAAACAGUGGAUUCAUAACCCUGAAACUUAAAACUAAUGUUGAUUGAUGUAGUGUAAGUUUAUUGUUUUAGUUAUGCGUCGCUGAAUUCUUGACAC